Molecule: messenger RNA, 4846 nt
Organism: Sphaerodactylus townsendi
Lineage: Eukaryota; Metazoa; Chordata; Lepidosauria; Squamata; Sphaerodactylidae
Gene: BACH1
Product: BTB domain and CNC homolog 1
Exons: 5
Coding region: 324-2600 (758 amino acids)
Biological process (GO): regulation of transcription by RNA polymerase II
Molecular function (GO): RNA polymerase II cis-regulatory region sequence-specific DNA binding; protein binding; DNA-binding transcription factor activity, RNA polymerase II-specific
Source: RefSeq, a predicted model, not a curated record
UCUUCUCUUCUCUUCUCUCUUGUGGCAGCGAGACAGAGCGUCUGUAUGGAGGAGAGAAUAUCGGCUCUAGUGUUGUGAUGAGAUUUGUCCCUUUAAUGUUGUUGGUAGUCAGAUUUAAGAGAACUGGGAGAACCAUGAACCUAGCACAGUUCAGCAGUUAACAGUUCAGCAGCUGUGCUGCAGGUUCUGGGCUGCCUCCUCACGUGAAAACAGAGAAACACCAGGAGACCCUACUAAAGCCCCACUGCACAACUAAGAGGCCUAAGGUCUGAAGAACAGAACAUGCUUUUCUCUGAGACUUUCACCAAUAUUUGUGAUACAGCAUGCCUUUAAGUGAAAGGAAUACUGUUGUUUUUGCAUAUGAGUCUUCAGUACACAGUUUCAAUGUUCUGCUCAGUCUCAAUGAGCAGAGAAAACAAGAUCUUUUUUGUGAUGUUACCAUCUUAGUGGAAGAUCAGCGAUUUCGGGUUCAUCGCUCUGUGCUUGCUGCGUGUAGCAGCUAUUUCCGUUCAAGAAUUGUGGGUCAGGUGGAACCUGAUCUUAUCAUAACUUUACCUGAAGAGGUUACACUAAAAGGCUUUGGUCCUUUGCUUCAAUUUGCAUAUACUUCUAAACUUAUUUUAGAUAAAGAUAAUGUAGCUGAAGUUUGCAAGUGUGCAGAAUUCCUGGGAGUACAUGACAUUGAGGAAUCAUGUUUUCAAUUUCUGAAAUUCAAAUUUCUGGACCACAAAUUAGGCCGACGCGAAUACCAGAGAAAGAAAUGUUGUAAAUCGCGCUGUCAAAAAGAAGAGCAUAAAGUAGAAAAUGCUUCUGAUAACCAUCUGGAAAUAGAUAGUGUGAAUGAAAGUUUGCAAAAUGAAUGCAUUGAUGCUCAGUUGAAGAACUACAAGAGUGAAAAAAAUCCAGAAGUAUCUCUUGCACAGGACAAUACCAAUCAAAGAUUUGAGUCUGACUCAGAAAGGGGCCAGGUACUUGACUCUGCAUCCCUUUGCCCAAAAUACAGGAAGUUCCAAAAAGCUUUGGAGGGUGACAAAGCCCCUACUUCAGAGUCCAACUCCAGUAUUGAAGAAGUUCAGGUAAUAUCUGCUGCAUCUGUUCAUCAAAUUGAAUCAUAUACCAGUGGUGCUACACAAAGAUCUUUUGAAUAUGCAGCUGUGCCUCAAGACACAAAAUGUGAAGACUCUCAGGUAGAAAUGGAAGAAGAUGGGAAAGAAGAGUUCUUGAAACAGACAGCUUCUGCGUUCCAGAGUACUGAAUGUUCUACAGAGAAGUCAGUUUCUUUUUCUCCCCAUAAUUCUUCUGUUGCUACUCAUGGGCUUUAUUCCACUGCUUUCUUGAACACCUGUGAUCAAUAUUGUGAUUUGACAUUGAGUAGUAUGCCGUGCAAUGCAGAAGUCACUGAAAAGGUCACUGAAAAAACCAGCAUUGUUACAGAAGCAGAAUACUGUAAACCAAUCAGUAAAAGUCCUGAUGAGAGCCUGCCUUUGAAGUCUCACUUAUGUGACAGAGAAGCUUUGAAUGAUACUUCACCUUGCAACCGCAGCAGUGUGGAAAGAGAGGUAGCAGAACAUUUAGCAAAAGGGUUUUGGAGUGACAUUUACAACCCAGAUGCAACCUGUCAAAUCAGCUUGUCUCCUGCCUCAGAUCAGGUGUGUUCAGAAAAGAAGGCAGAGUGUCCUUGGUUAGGUAUCCGGAUCAGUGACAGUCCUGAGCAUUCUCCUCAAAGAACUUUUACAACUUUGAGCUCUGUUAACUGCCCUUUCAUAAAUAACCUUAGUACUGGAAACAGCACAGAAAUUAGUAGUGGUGAUUGUGUACAGGAACAGCAGCAAGAACAAUGUCCUUAUUCCUGUGUGAUAAGUUUGGAAGAAGAUUCUGAAACGGAUACAGAAGGUGAUAGUGAAUCCUGUUCUGCAAGAGAACAGGAAUGUGAGGUAAAGCUGCCAUUUGAUGCACAGAAGAUAAUUUCACUUUCUAGAAAUGAUUUUCAGUCUUGUCUGAAAAUGCACAAAUUGACACCAGAACAGCUGGAUUGCAUCCAUGAUAUUAGAAGACGAAGUAAAAAUAGAAUUGCAGCACAGCGCUGUCGCAAGCGGAAGCUAGACUGCCUACAAAACCUUGAAUCAGAAAUAGAGAAACUGCAAAGUGAAAAAGAGAGCUUGCUAAAGGAGAAAGAUCACAUUUUGUCAACGCUCAGUGAGACAAAGCAGAACCUGACAGGCCUUUGUCAACAAGUAUGUAAAGAAGCAGCCCUCAGUCAUGAGCAAAUACAGAUACUUGCAAAAUAUUCCACCUCUGAUUGCCCACUUUUAUUUUUGAUCCCAGAGAAGGAACAGCCUGCACCUCCUGAUAUGAUGUCUACAGUACCAUUAUGUAUAGAAUUAUCCAAGGAUCUUUGUGUUGAGUCUCCUGAUGCUCAGAGUUCUAGUUAUCUGCACGUAAAAAGCACAUGUGAUACCGGAUACCCUCAAGCACAGGAACUGUGUCCAGUUCCUAUAAGGAUAUCAGAGAAAACAUUAUGUUUGGAUCAAUGUGUGCAAAGUGGUGGUGCGAUCACAGAUUUUUGUCAACAAAUGACUGACAAAUGCACUACAGAGUAAUCCUAUCAAUCUCAACCUUGCAGGGUUUGAAGUCUAAGUCAUUAGGUAGGAAGGAUGAACUUUGUUUGUGGUGCAGUGCAUUAACUAGUACUUAACCAUCCAAAAUCAUAUUUUGCGACUUGUCUUUUCUGACAUGGAAACAAGAUUCUAUCUAAAUUUGUAGUAUACUUAGAAACAAAAAGGAUUUCUUGCAAUUUAAAUACUUCAGGCUGCUAGUGUCCUGGGAUGCAAUGUAGAACAAAUGUUCCACAUAGUAAAUUUUCUUACAGUUCCACAACUACAAGUAAAUCUCAAAAAUUUGUAACUUAAUACUAAGUCAUUGCUCCAGAGGCAUACCUGGUUUUCAACACUUUGUGGCCCUCUUGUGCUAUUUAGAUAUUUUAGUUUCUACUUGAUUUAACAUACCACAGUAGUCUGUGCUUCCUGCUUAAACUUUAAUAGGUUGUGAUUAUAUUAGAAAAUAAAGUUAUCAAGUAUUCUGGAAGGAUUUCAACUUUCACUAUUAUUAGUGGGACCAGUCUAGAUGCAUUUGAAAAUUAUUCUUUUAAAUGGGUACUUUCAUUGGGUAAAGCUUACUGUAGCCAUUCAUGUUCAAUUUUCAGUGCUUCAGUUUUCAGAAAUGAACGAACUGGAUAAUUCAGUAGGUAAAACUAUUGAAGUAAAAAAAUAAUGUAGGCUGUUUUGCAUUGUAAUAGCAUCUGCUGUACACAACAGAAACUCUACCUACUAACCUCAAACAUUUGCUGGUUUACAAAAUGUAAAAAGCCAAUGGAAUUCUUCAUUUCCUACCUCAGAACAGACAUUUUUAUAUCUAUGUUUAAAAUAUGAUCAUCUUUUUGUAAUGCCUAUUUGCUUUGCAGGAUUCUAGAAUAGUUACAUCUACUCUGUCUUCUGACAUGUUAAAGCAUUGUUUAGGUUAGUGAUGAUUUAGCCUGUCUAGAAAAGUUAACUUGCUGAAAUGUAAACACAUUGUGAAUAUUUGGCCAAAUACAUCAUCCGAAUAGUACUUCAAAUAACCAGCAUGUAUUACAAAAACACUACCUCAUAAACUGAUUUCAAGGUCAUUCUGAGCUGCAAAAAUUAAACACUUGCUUGUCACAAAUUAGCAUUAUGAUUUACACAGUUUGCAGACUGUUGACUUCAUUGUGGAAGUUCCUGUACAAGUUUUGCAUGGUUUCUUUUUCUAUGUGUUUAUUUCUCUAGCAAUGAUUUGGGGAAAGAUUUCAAUAAGCAUUUAAGCAAGCAGGUUUUUGGGGGGUGUGUGGUGUGCCUUUUACAAGGCACUUGCUGUUAGAACAUGCACAUGAUUUCUUUUGGGGGAAUCUGCUAACUUUCUGAUCAGUCAUUCUCUUUUAUGACAAAUCAGUUAAAACUUAGGGCACAUGAUGUAAAAUUUAUAUAAUAAAAGAUGCAAAUUAAAUUCUGUUUUUAAAGGAGGUAAUUGAUACAGGUUUUAUAUCUGUAGGGAAUUCUAGUUUUCUAAUACUCUGGCUAGUGGCUGAUCUUAAAAGGAGCAUGUUGGUUUAGUGUCUGGUUUUCAAAAUCAGAAGUUAAGGGAAUGAGGAAGAAGUAAUUACUGUUUUCUAAGGGAACAGUGGGACAAAUUGUAUUAUCAGUGUUUGUUAAAAUAAAUUCAAUAUCUGUGUAUUGGAACAUUGGUUCAGUUUUUACUCUUUUAAAUGAGUGGUUAAAUAUGCUCAUUUUAUAAUACCAAAUUGUGCAGAGGAAGCUGAGGUGGUUUAAAGCCUAACCAACUACCUCGAAAAUAGCCUGCCUAGUAAUGUUUCAGGUUGCAUGAUUGAAAGACUAAAUAAUUAACUUUCAAAUAUUCAGAAUGAACAUCCGUGGCAACUUUUGAUGUUGACAAAAUCUCAGGUAAACAUCUUUCUAAAUUUCAGCUAAGAGCAUUCAGUUGAACUUGUAGAAUACUUGCAUCAAGGCAUGUUCACAAUUGUUUGAAAUAUGUUGGGCAGAAUGUUAUGCAUUCUAAAAGGAAAAGCCCUACAUUAAUCAUAAUUGAUUUUGUAUCUUUCCUAAUCCAGUGUUUUUAAUGCAAUAAAACCACUAUACUUUUAAAGGUCUUCAUUUUUUGUAAAAAUUUGGCAUUGUAGAAUGGAAACUUACUAAUUGAUUUAGUACUACUAAAGCUGAACUCUGGAAAUAACAUUAUUUAUACAGUUUAUAUAAUAUAUUAAAGCAGCACAUAUUCCUGAAUUGAAUAAAACUCUUAAAAGCUCCAUUUCAAA